AUGAGACAGGAACUUCAGACAAUGUCCACACCGGACAUGCCCAUUUUUGGCGUUACGUUGCGUUUAAUGAAAUUCUGGUCAUAUCUAUUCGUUCACAAUUGGCGACGCUAUUUGGCCCUAACGCCCUUUGCCCUCAUCAAUGUGACCCAAUACGUGGAUAUCUACCUAAGUUCCGAGCGCCUCGACUUUAUCAUACGUAAUGUCUAUCUGACUGUGCUCUUUACCAACACAAUUGUGCGUGGCGUCCUGCUCUGUGUGCAACGUGGCCGAUACGAACGUUUCCUAGAACUCUUGAAAGUCUACUAUCUUCAGCUGCUGAAUUCUUCAGAUGCGCAUAUUUCCGAAUUGAUAGCGAAGACGACGCAACUCUCCAACUUGAUCGGUCGCAUUAAUUUACUAAUGGGCAUUUGCACUUGCAUUGGCUUUGUAACAUAUCCGAUAUUUGGGUCCGAGCGCGUGUUGCCCUAUGGCAUGUAUAUUCCGGGUAUCGAUAAAUAUACCAGCCCUGCCUAUGAGGUAUUCUUUGUGGUGCAGGUCAUAAUGGCGCCGAUGGGCUGCUGCAUGUACAUACCGUAUACGAAUCUGAUUGUUACCUUCACACUGUUUGCCAUUCUCAUGUGCCAGGUGCUACAGCAUAAGCUGCGCACCUUGCGGCAAUUGCCAGGCAUUCGAGUGCGUGACGAAAUUAUAUGGUGCAUACGAUAUCAGCUCAAGCUGGCUGGCCUGGUCGAUGCCAUGAAUGCAUUGACCACCCAUUUGCAUCUGCUGGAGUUUCUAUGCUUUGGCGCAAUGCUUUGUGUGUUGCUCUUCUCGUUAAUCAUUGCACCAACAAUAGCUCAGUUUAUAAUCGUGAUUUUCUAUAUGAUCAUGAUAUUUUCCAACACUGUUGUGCUCUACUACGUGGCCAAUGAGCUUUAUUUUCAGAGUUUCUAUAUAUCCAUUGCCGCCUAUGAGAUCAAUUGGAUGGAUCUGGAUAUAGAGACACAGAAAGUAGUAAAGUUUCUCAUCAUGCGUUCUCAAAAGCCACUCGCAGUACUUGUUGGCGGCGUUUAUCCAAUGAAUCUAAAGAUGCUGCAGUCGCUGCUGAACGUCAUCUAUUCGUUUUUUACGCUGCUGCGACGCGUCUAUGGCUGA
Drosophila arizonae is the source of this 1134-nucleotide messenger RNA. It is a transcript of the gene Or30a, whose product is annotated as Odorant receptor 30a. Lineage: Eukaryota; Metazoa; Arthropoda; Insecta; Diptera; Drosophilidae. Gene Ontology annotation, biological process: detection of chemical stimulus involved in sensory perception of smell; sensory perception of smell. Gene Ontology annotation, molecular function: odorant binding; olfactory receptor activity. The record is from RefSeq and is a predicted model, not a curated record. Gene Ontology annotation, cellular component: plasma membrane.